Molecule: messenger RNA, 1263 nt
Organism: Encephalitozoon cuniculi GB-M1
Lineage: Eukaryota; Fungi; Microsporidia; Unikaryonidae
Exons: 1
Coding region: 1-1263 (420 amino acids)
Source: RefSeq, marked provisional
AUGAGAUGCAUGGAAGAGUACCUGUUUGACAGAAGCAAGCUCGCUGCGAGGCCGCUCGGAAAGGUGCUGGCCGAGGACUACUGCUUUGACCUGGAAAGAGAGGAGGCGUCUGGCUUCAGGGUGAGCAAGGGGUUUCUAUGGUGUGGAGAGUGCAGGGCUAUGGAGGUUGACGAAAAGACAGUAUAUCUUCAUGGAAGCAAGCUGUUUAUGGUCUCAGAUAGUCUCAAGGUUUACGAAUUGCCUUCUGCGCUGCCUUCUAGCGGAUUGGUGGUUAGAGGAGACGACUGUGUCUAUAUUGAGAAGAAUGGAAGGAGAUGGACUUUUCCGGAUAUGCCUGAGGACGAGGUCUUGGAUGGGACAUUUCUGGGUGAUAGGGUAUGGAUAUGGCAUGCAGUAAAUACGGAGGGAAGAAGGCACUUAAGCAGAAGUACCUAUCUACUGGAAACAGAAAAGGCUGUCAGAUGUGAGGGAAAGAUGUAUGCAAGGGAUGGAGAGACGAUUCUGCAGGUGCAGGACAUCCUUGUAAGAAAGGAUGCUGAGAUCUGCAACCCGACGAGGGUGUGGAGCAGGGGCGCUGGAGAUGGAAUGGUGGUAAUAACAACGACUCCAGAUACAGUAUGGAUGGAGUACGGGGGAUAUGUCAGCUCAAAGCCUUGUUGCAAAGAGAUCUAUGGUAUGGACGGAUGCAGGCUACUGGGGCUGUCCUCCUGCGUGGAUGUAUCUGACCUGUAUCUAACUCUCCGGCUGUUCACAGACAUUCCAGUGGAGGUGGAGGCAGUAGAAAAGAUCGAGGAGUACCUGUUCAAGCUAUUUGUGUUUACUGAUAGGGGAGGGCGCCUGGUUGAAUGGCUGGUGGAAUCUGGGAUGGACAGGCAGAAGGAAAUGAUUCUCUGCAGGCUGUACCGAAAGGUGGAUGACAAGGGAAAAAGGGUGCUUGAGAGGUGGAUGCAGGGGAUUCAGAGUCUAGAUGCACUAAAGCUGAUAAUCAUAUACUUUCCAGAGAAGCUGGAGAGAUACAUUAAGAUGUGCAUAGAAGAGAAGAGAGAGUUUGAGAUAGAGGAGGUUGUUGAGCACUACCAAGGAAGCGACAAGAUUGAAGAGAUAUGCUUGGUAUUGCUGAAGAACAGCUGCCUCCAUCUUUUCAGCCUGUGCAUGCCCGAAUACAAGGGUAGAUUUGGGGAUGUGGCUCUCGUUGAGAGGUACAACAUGGAGAGCCAGAGGAACAUGUGGAAGACCCAGAGGAUACACGGGGAUUUGAUUUGA